AUGGUGGACCAGUCCCUGCCCCAUGGUGGACCAGCCCCUGCCUGGGACCAGCCCCUGCCCCAUGGUGGACCCCUGCCCCAUGGUGGACCAGCCCUGCCCCUGGUGGACCAGCCCUGCCCCAUGGUGGACGCCCUCAUGGUGGCCAGCCCUGCUGGCCAGCCCAUGGUGGACCAGUCCUGCCCAUGGUGGACCAGCUUCCUGGUGGACCAGCCCCUGCCCCAUGGUGGACCAGCCCUGCCCCAUGGUGGACCAGCCCCUGCCCCAUGGUGGACCAGCCCUGCCCAUGUGGACCAGCCCUGCCCCAUGGUGGACCAGUCCCUGCCCAUGGUGGACCAGUCCUGUCCAUGGUGGACCAGCCCCUGCCCCAUGGUGGACCAGUCCCUGUCCAUGGUGGACCAGUCCGCCCCAUGGUGGACCAGCCCUGUCCAUGGUGGACAGUCCCUGCCCACGGUGGACCAGCCCCUGCCAUGGUGCCAGCCUGCCCUAUGGUGCAGCCUGCCCCAUGGUGGACCAGCCCCUGCCCCACGGUGGACCAGCCCUGCCCUCAGUGGACCAGCCCCUGCACGGUGGACCAGCCCCUGCCCACAGUAG
Messenger RNA from Homarus americanus (American lobster), 591 nucleotides. RefSeq names its product proline-rich protein 2-like. The record is from RefSeq and is a predicted model, not a curated record. The transcript has a single exon. Lineage: Eukaryota; Metazoa; Arthropoda; Malacostraca; Decapoda; Nephropidae. The coding region runs from base 1 to 591 and encodes 196 amino acids.